Molecule: messenger RNA, 1360 nt
Organism: Arabidopsis thaliana (thale cress)
Lineage: Eukaryota; Viridiplantae; Streptophyta; Magnoliopsida; Brassicales; Brassicaceae
Exons: 6
Coding region: 1-933 (310 amino acids)
Source: RefSeq, marked reviewed
AUGAAUUUCUACAAAGAUGGUAAGAAAGUGAUAUCUGGGAAAUAUCACGAAGGGCUUUACUAUCUUGAAGGCACGGUUGUUAAGGCUGAAAAGAGUGUACCACAUGCUGAAAAUGGUGGAAAAAGUGUUGUCAAGGCUGUAGUUGGAGUGAGGAAGAAGAAGUCAAGGAAGGAAUCAUCAGUUCAAGGAGGAGAUGAAUCCUCAACAGAAGAAUCAGAUUGUUUAGAGGAGGUUAAAUCUGAGAAAAGUGAAGGACCUUCUCAUAACCAGCCACUGUUGAGAGAUCACAACAAGGAGUGGAUGUUUUGUGAUAAAAGGGGACUCGUUAAAGUUGAAAUGAAAGAGUUGGAAAAAGCUUCAAGGAUUCAGGGAAUGGAGGUUAACAGAGAUAAAGCUAAGGGAGUUCUAGCUCUGUUACAAGAAAGUCAGGAAAAGGAAGCUAAGACUUUCAAAAUGUAUGAAGCUACAAUAGUUGGUACCAACUACAUCUCAUUUCAGAUUAAUGAGCUUAACUACAGAAGGGAAGGAAUCGGAAGAAACCUACCAAGAAGAAGAAGCUGGUGUGAGACUAAGUGUCGAAGAAUGAGACAAGGGAGAAAGACUCUUAUUGUAAGAGAGGGUCUUAGCUACUAUCUUAGUGUCGUUUUAGGCUUGUGGAUCAAUCAAACAAACUUUCUAAAAUCUCUCUUAUCUCUCUUCUUCUCGACCUUAAAGGGCUUAUCAGUUGCUUUCGCCGGAGGUAGCCAUCAAAGUAGUCGGAAUCUGAGUUUGAUUUUGUCAUUGAAAGGCAAGCUCCAUCUUCUCCAUGUCGAGAACAAGAGAGCUCGGUGGGGAAAGGAGGAGACGAUGGCUGACGGGGAAAAAUUCGUAUGUUCGCCGGAGGUCGUUGGAGUCUGGCAGUGGUGUUGGUUUCACGAUAUGAGAAAGAGAUGACGUUGGUUGUCGGAGAUGUCGAUGUCGUCGAGGAAGUGUGUUGUUGUCAAAAGGUGGAGAUUGUUAUUGGGUUUGACCAAAACACACAACAUUGGGCUUUUAUUGGGCCAGACGGAGUUAAUAUAAAGAAAAGAAGAACAAAAGUGGUCCAUCACACACAUAUAUAUAUAUAUAUAUAUAUAUAUAUGUGGAUGUAGGUGUGAGACAAGACACAAAGAGAGUUCUAGAGAGAAAGAGAAGAAACGAGAGUUUAUUCUUCAAGAAGCUUUCUCCUUCUUUGUUCUUUGUGUUUGAUCUUUGUUCUUCUUGAGAUUGUACCUGAAACCAAAGACAACAUCACAAGUCAAGUGGUGUUUGUAAUCUCUUUGAUAUAGUGAAGCUUUGGGAGCAAGAGAUCUCUCCUCAGACAUAGCGGUUAAGCCGUGAA